AUGUUGGACUUGUAUGCUGCUCUCAAUGAAGAAGAUAACCAAACUAGUAACAGAGUAAGAAGACAAACAUUCGCCUCUCUACAUAGAUUAAGACAAGACGAAAUAGUCAAAGGCAGAAUUAGUGACGUAAUAUUGUCCAUGACUUGUGUAAAUAGAAAAUCUGAUGGUGUUGGGCAACGACAAAAACUUGCCUUUUCAAUGGAAAGUGUGCCAAAAUCCGCAAGACUUGUAGGAGCAGAAUUGAAGUUCUACCAAGAUGGAAAACUAGCCCGGAAACUGCCUUUUAAUAUUUAUAAAAUAUCUGUAUUCAAACUCCUUCAACUUACUCCCAAGCUGAUUAAAAUGAAAAAAGUAGGAGAAAAAUUGACUUCAACUGACUACACUGGAUGGCUAUCCAUGGACAUCUCCUAUUUAUUUCAAACAUGGUUGGAAUAUCCUCAAGAACUGCAAGAAAUCUACAUUUCAGCCCAGCCUUUCACAAUAACCGACGAAAAAGAAAUACAUCCAGCAACAAUUGGAAUAACCUUCCAAAACGAACUAUUAGAAAAUGAACCUUUCAUUGUCGCCUUUUCUCAAGCCAACAACAGGGUCGUAUCACGCCUUACAAGAAACGCCAAUUCUUUACAAUCCAAACGCCCGGAUCUACCAGACAUUUUGUCAAACAACGACAAAUGCGAAAUGUACACAUUGAAAAUAUCUUUCAACGAUUUGGGAUGGAGCGAUUGGGUCAUAGCGCCAGCAGGAUACACUACUGCAUUUUGCCAAGGACCAUGUAAUUUUCCCAUGAAGAUGCCGCUAAAAGUUACGCACCAUGCUAUUGUUCAAAGUUUGAUGCAUCUGAAAAAUCCGAAGAAAAUUCCCCAGCCGAAAUGUUCGCCUAUGGAAACCAGUCAUUUGUCGGUGUUGUUUAAACAAAAAGAAAAUACGAUUUUGAAGAAAUAUAAAAAUAUGAUUAUUAGAAGUUGUGGGUGCCAAUAA
Messenger RNA from Ceutorhynchus assimilis (cabbage seed weevil), 978 nucleotides. The record is from the annotation of a GenBank genome assembly. NCBI's taxonomy places the organism in Eukaryota, Metazoa, Arthropoda, Insecta, Coleoptera, Curculionidae.